This is a messenger RNA of Lolium rigidum, 1168 nucleotides long. RefSeq names its product trans-resveratrol di-O-methyltransferase-like. Bases 56 to 1168 code for a protein of 370 amino acids. The record is from RefSeq and is a predicted model, not a curated record. Gene Ontology annotation, molecular function: S-adenosylmethionine-dependent methyltransferase activity; protein dimerization activity; O-methyltransferase activity. The transcript has 3 exons. NCBI's taxonomy places the organism in Eukaryota, Viridiplantae, Streptophyta, Magnoliopsida, Poales, Poaceae. Gene Ontology annotation, biological process: methylation.
UAAACUCUGAACUAACCAAACGCUAGCUCUCCCAAUACGUACUAGGUAGACUGCCAUGGACGCUGACCGGGACUCCUCCAGCCUCGCCACCGACGACGAGCUCCUGAGAGCGCAGGCCGAGCUGUGGAGCCACGUCUUCGCGUACACCAAGUCCAUGGCCCUCCGAUGCGCAGUCGAGCUCGGCAUCCCCGACGCCGUCCACCGCCGCGGCGGCUCAGCCACGGUGCCCGACCUCGUCGCCGAGCUCUCCCUAACGCCCUCCAGGGCGCCGUACCUGCGCCGCCUCAUGCGCCUGCUCGCGCACGCCGGUUUCUUCGACGCCCGGUCAGAGGAGCAAGACACCUAUUACGUGCUCACCCUGCUCUCGCGCCUCCUCGUCUCGGCGCCCGGCGCGGGGCAGGGCCUCUCGCCGUUCGCGCUCGCCAUGCUGCACCCCGUGAUCGUGUCCCCGUCCAUGUCGCUGGCGUCGUGGUUCCGAGGCGCGGCCGACGGCGCGCGCGUGCCGUUCGCGGCCGCGCACGGCGGGCGCGAGCUCUGGGCGGUGGCGAAGGACGACCCGGGGUUCGGCGCGGCGUUCAACGACGCCAUGGCGUGCGACGGGCGGUUCGUGAUGGACCUGCUCGUGCGCGGCCACGGGGGGCAGGACCUGUUCCGGGGGCUCGCCUCGCUGGUGGACGUGGGAGGUGGGUCCGGCGGCGCCGCCAAGGCCAUCGCCGCCGCGUUCCCACACGUCAAGUGCAGCGUGCUGGAGCUGCCGCGCGUCGUCGCUAGCGUCCCGCCGGGCGACGGCGGCGUGGAGUUCGUCGCCGGGGACAUGUUCGAGCACGUCCCUAAGGCCGACGCCGUCCUCCUCAAGUGGAUUCUGCACGGGUGGGGGGCCGAGGAGUGCGUGAAGAUACUGCGGCGGUGCAGGGAGGCGGUGCCGGCCGGCGGCAGAGUGAUCGUGAUGGACCUGGUGGUGGGAUCGACCCCGGAGGACACGAGGAUGACGGAGACGCAGCUGUUGUGGGACGUGAUGAUGAUGGGAGUGGUAGGGAGCCCGGAGCGGGACGAGCGCGAGUGGCGCAAGAUAUUCAACGACGCGGGCUUCAGCGGAUACAAGAUCCUGUCCAUCCUAGGGAUCCGCUGUACCCUUAGAUUUCUUCUUGUCAUUGUUUCAAACAGGUAA